Hippocampus comes (tiger tail seahorse) is the source of this 784-nucleotide messenger RNA. RefSeq names its product rho-related GTP-binding protein RhoN-like. The coding region runs from base 236 to 784 and encodes 182 amino acids. The record is from RefSeq and is a predicted model, not a curated record. Lineage: Eukaryota; Metazoa; Chordata; Actinopteri; Syngnathiformes; Syngnathidae. Gene Ontology annotation, biological process: small GTPase-mediated signal transduction. Gene Ontology annotation, molecular function: GTP binding; GTPase activity. The transcript has 5 exons.
GCAGCUCAUCACACUCAUACGCUCCCCUUCUCCCUCCCCGUUGACGCACGUCCGUGUAGCUGAACAAGUUGGUUUUGUAAAGUCCGAACAUUCACGGGUGCUCGCCAAGGCUACACUUGUUUUGUUUUUGUUUGUGUUUUUUUUUUUAUCGUUGAUGUUUUGCUGGCGUAGGGUGUUCGAAGGGCAGCUUAAAUGACAAGAGGCACGCACUGACUUUCUCCGCACAGGACGCGCGAUGGAGGUGAAAGGACCGCUGCGGUGUAAGAUGGUGGUGGUCGGGGACACGCGGUGUGGCAAAACGGCCCUGUUGCACGUUUUCGCCAAGGACUCGUACUCAGAGAGUUACGUCCCGACGGUGUUUGAGAACUACACCGCCAGCUUUGAGAUCGACAAGCAGCGCAUCGAGCUCAACAUGUGGGACACGUCAGGUUCUGCCUACUACGACAACGUGCGGCCAUUAGCGUACCCGGAUUCGGACGCCGUCCUCAUCUGCUUCGACAUCAGCCGACCGGAGACGCUGGACAGUGUUUUGAAAAAGUGGCAAGGCGAGACGCAGGAGUUCUGCCCCAACGCCAAAGUGGUGCUGGUGGGCUGCAAGUUGGACCUCAGGACGGACGUCAACAUCAUGAGGGAGCUUUCCAAACACAGACUCAUUCCCGUCACCCAUGAACAGGGUACUCAUCUGGCGAGACAGAUCGGCGCCGCGGCCUACGCCGAGUGCACCUCCAAGGAGCGCCCGCCCGCCAUCAGGAAGGCGCGCGCCAAGAGCUGCGUGCUCAUGUGA